Molecule: messenger RNA, 1020 nt
Organism: Ipomoea nil (Japanese morning glory)
Lineage: Eukaryota; Viridiplantae; Streptophyta; Magnoliopsida; Solanales; Convolvulaceae
Exons: 4
Coding region: 100-789 (229 amino acids)
Source: RefSeq, a predicted model, not a curated record
UUACUCAAACGAAAAGUCAAACAAACACGUGAAUCCCUCUGAUCUUUUUGGUUACUCUCUUUGUCGGAGACUUUCAUCGGGCGACCGGAAAACUAGAAAAUGGAGCAGUUUUACACUCUGAGGCCGGAGUUUUUGGUGGUGGGGUUCUUGUUGUUCUCCGUUUCGGUUCAUGCUCAGAUUUCGGUUCCGUCGAAGCAGGAUGGGUUCUGGUACAAGGAUAGAGCAGCCGGGAUUGAUUCCAUACUGAUCGAGGCGUUCCUGGACCCGGUCUGCUCCGACAGCCGAGACGCCUGGCCUCUGCUCAAGCAAGCCUUCGAACACUACGGUUCUCGCGUCUCUCUAAUCGUUUACCCCUUCGCAUUGCCUUACCACGACAAUGCGUUUCUUUGUUCCCGAGCUUUGCAUAUUGUCAAUAAAUUCAAUAGUUCUUCCCCAUACAAGUUACUGGAGUCUUUCUUUCGAAGCCAGGAGGAGUUUUAUAACAAAGCAACUUUCAACUUGUCCAAAGCAUCGGUUGUAGCUUACGUUGCCAAGUUUGCAGCUAAUGCAGUUGGAAAUACAUUAUAUGCUAAAAUUAAAGCUGGAUUUAGCGACUCCACAACUGAUAGCGCAACAACAUAUUCCUUCAUGUAUGGUUGUUUGAAAGGGGUUUACGGAACACCGUUCUUCUUUGUGAAUGGCUUUCCAUUGCCCAAUGCUGGCUCAGCCUUGGCGUAUAAAGAUUGGAGAGUCAUCAUUGAUCCACUGGUCGCUGAAGCAGAGACGAGCAGGGUGCAGCCUUCACAAUAGUUACUAUGAACCAUUGUGCUCUGUAUCACAGUGUGUUAGUGCUUUUUUCUUUAGCUUUUGUUUAUAUGUAUCUGUUCCACUAGAGUCAGGUGAUGAAUGCCAUAGAAGAAAACGAACUGCAAAAGUGGGGAAAAAAGUGUUUUUGUUGAUCAAUAGCUAGAAAUGAAAAGAGCGAAAAAGCAUAGGUUAGUUUCAUAAAUAAUACAAUUUGUUAGGUGAUUGAGAAACUCA